This is a messenger RNA of Propithecus coquereli (Coquerel's sifaka), 3756 nucleotides long. RefSeq names its product actin binding LIM protein family, member 3 (gene ABLIM3). Gene Ontology annotation, cellular component: actin cytoskeleton; stress fiber. The transcript is spliced from 19 exons. The record is from RefSeq and is a predicted model, not a curated record. Gene Ontology annotation, biological process: lamellipodium assembly; cilium assembly; cytoskeleton organization. Gene Ontology annotation, molecular function: actin filament binding. NCBI's taxonomy places the organism in Eukaryota, Metazoa, Chordata, Mammalia, Primates, Indriidae. The coding region runs from base 1 to 1716 and encodes 571 amino acids.
AUGACCUCCUCAGACACCAGCCCGUCCCCCAGCGAGAACCUUGUGCUUACAGACCCUCCCUGGACUCAACUUGCCUUUGUUUUCCCCCCCUUGUUUCCCCAAGUGUGUGGCUGUGGCCUGGCCCAGUCAGGCUUCUUCUUCAAGAACCAGGAGUACAUCUGCACCCAGGACUACCAGCAACUCUACGGCACCCGCUGUGACAGCUGCCGGGACUUCAUCACAGGCGAGGUCAUCUCCGCCCUGGGCCGUACCUACCACCCCAAAUGUUUCGUGUGCAGCUUGUGCAGGAAGCCUUUCCCCAUCGGAGACAAGGUGACCUUCAGCGGUAAAGAAUGCGUGUGCCAGACGUGCUCCCAGUCCAUGGCCAGCAGUAAGCCCAUCAAGAUCCGCGGACCCAGCCACUGCGCUGGGUGCAAGGAGGAGAUCAAGCAUGGCCAGUCGCUCCUGGCGCUGGACAAGCAGUGGCAUGUCAGCUGCUUCAAAUGCCAAACCUGCAGCGUCAUCCUGACCGGGGAGUACAUCAGCAAGGAUGGCGUUCCGUACUGCGAGUCCGACUACCACUCCCAGUUUGGCAUUAAAUGUGAGACUUGUGACCGAUACAUCAGCGGCAGGGUCUUGGAGGCAGGAGGGAAGCAUUACCACCCAACUUGUGCCAGAUGUGUACGCUGCCACCAGAUGUUCACUGAAGGGGAGGAAAUGUAUCUCACAGGUUCUGAGGUUUGGCACCCCAUCUGCAAGCAGGCAGCCCGGGCAGAGAAGAAAUUAAAGCAUAGACGAACAUCUGAAACUUCCAUCUCACCCCCUGGAUCUAGCAUUGGGUCACCCAACCGAGUCAUCUGCGACAUCUACGAGAACCUGGACCUCCGGCAGAGACGGGCCUCCAGCCCGGGGUACAUCGACUCCCCCACCUACAGCCGGCAGGGCAUGUCCCCCACCUUCUCCCGCUCACCUCACCACUACUACCGCUCUGCUGGAGACAGUAACAUCUACCGGAAACCCCCGAUCUACAAACGGCAUGGUGAUUUGUCUACAGCAACCAAGAGCAAAACAAGUGAAGACAUCAGCCAGGCCUCCAAGUACAGUCCAGCCUACUCGCCAGACCCCUACUAUGCUGCGGAGUCUGAGUACUGGACCUACCAUGGGUCCCCCAAAGUUCCCCGAGCCAGAAGGUUCUCAUCUGGAGAGGAGGACGACUUUGACCGCAGCAUGCACAAGCUCCAGAGCGGAAUCGGCCGGCUGAUUCUGAAGGAGGAGAUGAAGGCCCGGUCGAGCUCCUACGCGGACCCCUGGACCCCUCCCCGGAGUUCCACCAGCAGCCGGGAGGCCCUGCACACAGCUGGCUACGAGAUGUCCCUCAAUGGCUCCCCUCGGUCGCACUACCUGGCUGACAGCGAUCCCCUCAUCUCCAAAUCCGCCUCCCUCCCUGCCUACAGAAGAAAUGGGCUGCACAGGACGCCCAGCGCGGACCUCUUCCACUACGACAGCAUGAACGCAGUCAACUGGGGCAUGCGAGAGUACAAGAUCUACCCUUAUGAGCUGCUGCUAGUGACCACAAGGGGAAGAAACCGGCUGCCCAAGGACGUAGACCGGACCCGUUUGGAGCGCCACCUGUCCCAGGAAGAGUUCUACCAAGUCUUCGGCAUGACCAUCUCCGAGUUCGACCGGCUGGCCCUCUGGAAGAGGAAUGAACUGAAGAAGCAAGCCCGGCUGUUCUAGGCAGAGGCUCUAUAAAUAUAUAUGCAUUUAUAUAAAGAUAUAUGUAAAGCGUCUAUACUGAAGCUCGGUGUAACCCUCUCUUGUGUAAUGGGCCACACCGCCUGCCGUGAGACUCGCUUUUCUGCACCGUCGGGCAAGCCCACGUCAUCGAGAUAUUUUUAUGCUCCUUACUUUCUCUUUUCUAAGUGCUGUGGGAUCUGGGAAGGGAUUUGAGGGGACUCCAUCCUUUUACGGGGGACCCUUUUUAUACUGAAACACCUGUCCUAGUUGAGUCCCCCAAGGUCCAACUCUCUUUCCUAAAGAAGGUGCCUGAAGAAUCUCUCUUCUCUCUGCUUCUGGGCCCUUUUACCAAGUCACCAGGGCUCACGGUGACCAUGUGGCUGUCACACCUUAUUGGCCCCAGAGGGGCCCUCCCAUGGGAAGAUCCGUGGCGAUCUUCCAAAAUCACUGAGCGCCUUUGAGAGCCCGUAAAGAACUUUCUCAACACCCCCAGUUAGGAGCUCAGUGCUCUCUGGGGACGAUGCAGUUAGAAGUAGGAGCCUCAAACCCACUCAUUACACCAGUAAACAGAUGUGGAUAGGGCCUAGGCCUCUCCUCAGCUCUUCCACCCUCCUCCUCUGCCCUGCUUUGUAACCUCUCCCUUAUCCAAACCUAGGACUUACCGUUAGGAAAAGAAAAAAGGCGCUUCUCUUCCCUCCACCACUCCCAAUUGGCCCCUUUGCUUGCCUGCAUCUGGGGAGCCAGAGGAAGGGAGCGGGAGGCAGAGCAGGGCCCUGUUAGAAUCACAGCUGCAGGACCUCUGGGACGCUCCUCUCUCCCUCACUGCUCCCAGCACCUCCUGACCCUGCCCCCUUGCAAGGAGAGGCCCAUUACUGCAGCCUGUAUUCUUCAGCCUUAUUACAAUCUAUGUGCCUGACAACUCAACGCUCCACAGGGCUCCCCCACUGCAGCUCCAACCGAACAACUAGACAGACGGCUCUACCCACCCCUCUAGAGGUAAGGUAGGCCAUGUCCCAAGGAAAUGUUCUUGGUCUACAUCUCUGGUCCUUGGGCUGGCAGGGCAACCGUUCUGGACCCCCACCAAUCCUGAGCUCCUGCUGCAAAUGUGGCCAUGUUUCAUGGGGGAAACUUCUGGAAGAGUGGCUGAGAUUCUGAGAUUCCAAAAGGAAGUGUUGGCCAACACCGCUCAAGGUCAUCCUGGAUUUCCCAGUGGCUGCCUCUCCUGCCUCCUUGCCUUCUGCAACAGGGGUGAAAGCUUGACCUUCUCUCUUCCCCUCUCCAAACUUUCAACUCUGAGUUGGUGUUUGGUGGGGGCUGGUUCCUUCUUGGAGAUGCCCUGAGUCGAACCACUUUGAGGCCAUGGAGGAGGGAUGAAGAAGUGGAAAUGACAAUUAUGAUUCUCAAGAGGCCGGUGACGUGACGUGGCAAAUGUAGAACUGACUUAAAUUCCACAAACCCUCACUGAGCACCUGCUGAAUACUGAGCACCUGCUGAAUACUGAGCACCUGCUGAAUACUGAGCACUGGAUGGGGGAGGGGGAGGGGAGCACUGGGAUGAAUCCACAGGGGCUCUGGUCUUGGGGACAUGCCCACUAAUAGUGGGUGUCAUGAGGCAUGUACCCAAGCAUAGUGGACGUAAGGCAGAAAGUGAUCGGAGAAGGCACGAGGAAGUGUGUGUGACGUUAAGGAAAAGGCGUGUGCAGUCGGAGCAGACCGAGGAAAGCUUUCUGGAAGAGAUUGCAUCUGAGCAAAAUUCAGGAAGGAUCUUUGUAAACUGUGGGAGACUCUAAGUUUAAAGGUGGUAGGUGAGGGGCCGGAAGGGAAGUCUGAUGUGCUCUCAUUUACAAUGUCAGCCCUCCCUGCACUUUCUCUUUUUGGCCAAUGUCUUCCGACUUUCCCUGACCCUUUAUAAAUGUCCCCAGCCAGACACAAUCCUUGAAACUGCCUCAUUAUCACUAAUUGAGAACUUGGCGAGAUUGGAGGGCUUUUGUUAUUGUUGUUGGAUAUUUUUGUUUCCCAUAAAAGCACAUCAUUUCAACCC